GGAGGGCUUGGCCUGAUCAUCUCAAGAAACCCGGUGUACACUCUCAAGCCAUGUGAUGAUGAUUUUCCAUGUGUCGCCAUUGACUACGAGCUCGGGACAGAUAUACUUGCUUACAUACGUUCCACUAGAUCACCUGUUGUGAAGAUACAACCUUCUAGAACACUCUCCGGACAACCUGUUGGUACUAAGGUUGUAAAUUUCUCAUCAAGAGGGCCUAACUCGAUGUCCCCGGCGAUUCUAAAACCCGACAUAGCAGCACCAGGAGUAAGGAUAUUAGCUGCUACAUCUCCCAACUCCACCUUGAGUGCUGGUGGAUUUGCUAUUCUUUCAGGAACAUCGAUGGCGACUCCAGCUAUUGCAGGAGUUAUUGCACUUCUCAAAGCUCUACAUCCUGAUUGGUCCCCUGCUGCUUUUAGAUCAGCCAUUGUCACUACAGAUUUACGAUAUCACUACUCCACUGAUAAGAACAGAGAGAGACUAGCACAUCACUAGCUCAGCUCCCAACA
Messenger RNA from Camelina sativa (false flax), 506 nucleotides. The record is from RefSeq and is a predicted model, not a curated record. Lineage: Eukaryota; Viridiplantae; Streptophyta; Magnoliopsida; Brassicales; Brassicaceae.